CUACUCUAGGAGGAUGCAGGACCCCUGACUUCUGUCUGGACAGCGCUGAUUGGCCCUGAGCUGAUCACAUGCACUCUCCCAAGAAAAAAAAACACCUCUCCAGCAAUACACACCAAACUGAUCAUGUGCAGACUGCAUUGUACAUGAGCCCUUAUCAGGAGAUAAGAGGGGGGCACUGGAAGGGGAGGAUCAGAGAAGUCAAGAUCAAACACCUUUUUUACACAACGCAGAGGAUUAACCUCUUAGGUUCCACAGUGAGUAUAACAAGCAUGCUUUACUGCAUAUACAGACUGAUUUUACUGUUGUGGGUUUAG
Molecule: messenger RNA, 314 nt
Organism: Staurois parvus
Lineage: Eukaryota; Metazoa; Chordata; Amphibia; Anura; Ranidae
Source: the annotation of a GenBank genome assembly